Molecule: messenger RNA, 7569 nt
Organism: Chanos chanos (milkfish)
Lineage: Eukaryota; Metazoa; Chordata; Actinopteri; Gonorynchiformes; Chanidae
Gene: stab2
Product: stabilin 2
Exons: 68
Coding region: 1-7569 (2522 amino acids)
Biological process (GO): cell adhesion
Molecular function (GO): hyaluronic acid binding; calcium ion binding
Source: RefSeq, a predicted model, not a curated record
AUGGAGCUCAUGUUGAACCCUCUGUGUGGGACUUUAGCGUUUGUGAUGCUGUUGCUGACUCUUCCGGGGACAGAAAUGCAGUCUGUGGCCAGCACUACCAGAAAGGGUCGCUGUGACAAGACCAUACAGGUCAUGACCAAGACAGAGUGUCACUCAUGUGCCAUAAGUUAUCUUGUGCCCUGUCCCCCUGGAUACAGCAAGAAGAGUUCUAACAGAGACUGCAGUUAUCACAUCAAUACGAUGGCAAGCGUAGCUCUGACCAUCAGCGGCUGCUCCCAUGAGUGCUACAAAGAUGUAAUGGAGCCUAACUGCUGUCCAGGGUACUGGGGCACAGACUGCAUUGAAUGUCCAGAGUCUGCAGAAAACCCCUGCAGUAAUAACGGUGUUUGUUCUGAUGGGAUGGGGGGCAAUGGAACAUGCAGCUGCAAGCCAGGCUUUGAGGGAACAGCAUGUGAGCGUUGUGAGGAGAAUCGAUAUGGACCCACCUGCAGCUCAGUGUGCAGCUGUAAGCAUGGACUCUGUAACAGUGGCAAGGGAGGGGAUGGGAGAUGUACAUGCUUCUCAGGCUACACAGGUGCUAACUGUGACCAGGAGUUGCCAGGGUGUGCUGCCCUGGGUUGUGGACCCAAUGCUCGCUGUAUCGAGGAGUUCCCAUCAGGCCAGCUAGUGUGCAAGUGCAAAUCUGGUUACCAGGGUGAUGGAGUUCAGUGCACUUCAAUUAACCCAUGUUUGAGAAGUGUGUGUCAUGCACAUGCGGCAUGUGUUCAUAUUGGGCCCAAUCAGCACGCCUGUACCUGUGAUGAUGGCUACAGUGGAGACGGGGUGGUCUGUAUGCCCAUAGACCCCUGCCAAACUCAGCUGGGGGGCUGCCCUGCUGAUUCAACACGCUGCCUGUAUGAUGGGCCUGGCAAGUCUCACUGUGAGUGUCUCAGUGGCUUUGAGAAUCUGGUGGCGGGAGUGGGCUGCAGUCUGAAAGAUGUGUGUAAACCAGAUUCUUGCCAUAAGAACGCCAACUGUACUACAGUCGAACCUGGGGUAGUGGAGUGCAGGUGUCAUGACGGUUACCUUGGUAACGGGAAGAUUUGCUUUGGCAAUAUAUUGCAGCGACUGCAAGAGCUGAACUCUGAACCAGGCGGAAAGUGGACCAGUCAGCUGUCCAAUGCCAUCACUUUGUUUGAGUCAGUCAUGCCCUGGCCAUUGACCUCACUCGGACCCUUCACUGUCUUUGUGCCAAUCAACAGAGGUUUCAAAGGAUCUGUGAAGACUCUGCUGGCAAAUGAGCAGAUCCACUAUCUGUGUAAACUGCACAUGGUUGCUGGAGAGAAGACCGCAGAGACACUGAAGCGCAGUGGCAUGUACUACACUUUGACUGGGAAAUCUGCAGAGACCGUGGAGGAGGACGGGCAGGUGAAAAUCCGUAUCCAUGGCAGUCGGAAAAAAGGAGGGAUUUUGCAGUCUGAUAUCAUUGCUUCAAAUGGGAUGAUCCAUAUCAUUAAUAAAAUGAUGGACAGUGUUCCUCCUACAGUGAUGAGUCAGAGGGAGGAGAACCUGAUGAAAAUUCUUUCAGACAAUGGCAAAUUCUCCAAGUUAAAAGCACUGUUCCAGAAAACCAGUAUGAAGAAUGUUUUAGAUGAAGCAGGACCUUACACGCUAUUUGCCCCAACAAACUCUGCAUUCGACUCGCUGAAGGAAGGCUACCUUGACUACCUGGUUUCAGAUGCGGGAGAAACAAAAUUACUGGAGCUUCUACGAAACCAUGUCGUAGCCUCCGCUAAGCUGGAAGUUGUAAGCAUUGUGUCCAACCCACCCGUUCUGACAAUGGCCAAUCAGGGUUUGACAUUCAACCUUACUGACAAUGGUCGCAUUCUGGUCAAUGGUGAAGCGGUGCUGGAGGCGGAUGUUGAGGCAAAAAAUGGACGUCUCUAUUCGUUAGAGGGAGUUCUCAUCCCAUCCUCUAUUGAGCCUGUUUUGCCCCAUAGGUGUGACAUCACAGAGUCAAGGACAUAUAUGGGUCCAUGUGUUGGCUGCGCACAGGUGACUCAAUCUACGUGUCCAACUGGUGAAUCUUUGAACACUUUCAAGCAGGGCUGUGUAUUCAUGGAGAGAACUCCACUGGGCUUCAGUACAGUCACCAGGGGCUGCUCUCUCCUCUGCAACGGGACAUGGACUACACCUAUCUGCUGCAAGGGCUUUUUUGGACCAAACUGUUCCCCCUGUCCGGGGGGUUUCAGCACACCCUGCUUGUCUCAUGGGCGGUGUAUUGAUGGGAUUGAGGGAAAUGGAACUUGUGUCUGUGAGCCCAAUUUUAAAGGCUCACGCUGCCAGUACUGUUCCAACCCAGAAAAAUACGGACCUGCCUGUGACAAAACCUGUGGCUGUCUUCAGGGCGUGUGUGACAACAGGCCAGAAUCUGACGGUAGCUGUAAACGAGGUUCCUGUAAUCCAGGCUUUACUGGGAAGUUCUGUGAGCGGCAUGUGGAGCCCUGUGGUCCUAAUGUGCAGUACUGCCAUGCCCAUGCUGACUGUGACUACAAUGGAGGUGCUGUCACGUGUGUGUGUAAGCCUGGUUUCCAAGGAGAUGGGCUUAUGUGUGUGGAGACUGACCCCUGUGCUUUGCCUCAUCGUGGUGGCUGCAGUGUCAAUGCUAAAUGUGUGAAGUUAGGACCCGGCAAACACAGAUGUCAGUGUCUGAGUGGGUGGAGGGAGGAUGGAGAUGAAUGCCAACCCAUUAACAACUGUCUGGACCCGUCUAGAGGAGGAUGCCACCCUAAUGCCACAUGCAUUUAUGUGGGCCCUGGUCAGAGUGAUUGCGCAUGUAAGAGUGGAUACCGUGGCAACGGACAAGAAUGUGAGGCCAUCAAUCCAUGUGUUGAGCGAAAUGGUGGCUGUCAUUAUCUGGCAAGCUGUCAGUAUCAGUCUGCAGGAGCAUGGAAGUGUGUGUGUGAAGAAGGUUACUCUGGAGAUGGGAAAGUGUGUUAUGGCACAGUCGCACAGGAGCUGGCUGCUGAUCCUGACAUUGGAGAUUUCAGCAGAUGGGUAAAUAAAGCAGACCUCUCUCAGAUGUUGGCCGAGACUGAAAACAUCACAGUUUUUGUCCCGUCAGCGCAAGCAAUUGAAAGAAUGACCCGGGAGGACAAGGAUUUCUGGCUUUCUAGCAGUAAUCUUCCAAGCCUUGUCAGGUGUCACAUUGUUGCUGGAGUCUUCUCCCUGACUGACUUACGUGCCUCCUCCACCCUGCAGCUCACCUCCUUUUUGAAGAAGACACUUCCUGUGUUCUGGAAAAAUGAGACCACAACAGUCGGAGGAGCAACAAUAAUUUCAGCAGAUAUUGUUGCAAAAAAUGGACUGAUUCAUGUUAUUGACACGGUGCUGGUUGCCGAUCAUAAGUUGAGUGAAGGUUUACUGGAGGUGCUUGAUCAGAGAGCUGAAUUCUCCAUAUUCAGGAGCUAUCUAAUUCAAUACAACCUGACCGAUGAGAUGGAGCAAUCUGGAGCCUUCACUGUGUUUGCUCCUACUGACAGUGCCAUUAGAGCACACCUCAAGCAGACAGGCCUGGACGCCCUGGAUGCAAACGUGACUCAGUAUCACAUUGUCCUGAGUGAACGCCUCAGACAGAGGGAUAUAGAGGAUGGCAUGUAUAAGGAUACUAUGCUUGGUUAUUCCUUCCAGCUGGGAAUAUUUCUCAGAGACAACAAAAUGUAUGUGAAUGAUGUUCAGGUGAAUGUGACCGAUGUUGAGAGCAGUAAAGGAGUGAUUCACGGUUUGUCUGCUGUCAUGACGAUCCCACAUAACCGCUGCGACAAACAGUUUACCAGAACUGUCAUGGGGUCAAAGAGAAGGUGUAUGUACAGUCGUGUCUUUCAGGGACAAAGUAUUUUAACCAUGGGCUGCAAGCAAACUUGCGUCGAAGUUUCAGUUAGUAGACAAUGCUGUGCAGGUUUUUAUGGCACCAACUGUGAGAAGUGCCCUGGUCCUGAGGGCCAGCCGUGUUUUGGUAACGGGGUUUGUGUGGAUGGCACUAAUGGUACAGGCAUUUGUCAGUGCAGUCAGGGUUUCAAUGGCACUGCCUGUGAAACCUGCGAAACCGGCAAAUACGGCAUCCACUGUGACCAAGACUGUAAGUGUGUACAUGGGCAGUGUAAGGAUGGUUUGGAUGGGGAUGGCACAUGUGAGUGUGAUGUGGGAUGGAGAGGAAUCACCUGUUCAAUAGCUAUCACCUCUGAUUCUUGUGGAGGAAAGUGUCACACUAGCGCAAAUUGCCUGCUGAAAGUGGAGGACAGCUCGUAUUACUGUAGCUGUGCGGCUGGUUUUCAGGGUAAUGGCACUCACUGUACAGCCAUUGAUCCCUGUGAAAAGAACAAUGGAGGCUGCUCCUCUAAUGCCGUGUGUAAGAGAACUCUCCCAGGACGGAGGAAGUGUGUGUGUAACCCGGGCCAUGCCGGAGAUGGACUUGUUUGUGUUUCCAUUAACCCAUGUCUGGAAGGCAAUGGUGGAUGUCAUGUGGAUGCAGACUGCGUACAUACUGGGCCAAAUAAGACUGCAUGUGUUUGCAAAGAGGGCUAUUCUGGAAAUGGAAAAAUCUCCUGUACUGCCGUUAAUUUGUGCCAAAGGAAAAAUGGUGGCUGCCAUAGGUAUGCCAGAUGCCAAAUGACUGGUCCAGGGGAGAGGAACUGUACGUGCAUCGACAACUAUGUUGGAGAUGGAACAACCUGCAAGGGCACCAUUAAUAAAGAGCUACUGGGCAGGAAGCUGAGAGACUUCUACCUCGGUCUAAUGAUGUCUGAUGUCUUAGAUCUAAAAGCACGUGGUCCAUUCACUGUCUUUGCCCCAAAUGCAGAGGCCUUCAGAAAUGCAGACCUGAUGCAACUGUCUAGAACUGAUGUUUAUGCUCGUCUUAUGAGGAACCACAUUGUGAUGUGUCAAAGCCUUCUUCCUGAGGACCUCACCAAGCCUCGCAACCUCACCACACUCAUGGGAAACACCCUCACUGUCUCCUACUCCGAGGGUAGCAUAUAUAUUAACAAGGGUAAGGUGGUGUACAGCGAUGAAGAAAGUAUCAAUGGGAUUUUUCAUGAGAUUGAUGCAGUCCUCAUACCUCCUGGUCUCCAAACUGUUGACAGCAACAGAGGUCCACUCAACCUGACAGAUUUGGCUGAACUACAUGGCUUCAAGACCUUCCUUAAACUCCUAGAGGAUACAGAGGUGAUGGAACUGGUUAAUGAUCCACGGCACCAGCCUGUUACCCUGUUCCUGCCCACUGACACUGCGAUGGCUGCCCUGCCCCAGGAGCAGAAGGAUUUCCUGUAUGGGAUGCAUAACCGUGCCCAGCUGGUGGAAUACCUUAAAUACCACAUCCUGUGGGACACCAAGGCUCACCCUGUACAGCUGAUACACUCUCCAUCCCUGAAGACUGUCCAGGGUUCAGACAUCUCUGUCAGCUGUGCUGGGGAAGACCAUAUUGGUGAACUCUUUGUCAAUGACAAGAACUGCCGCCUCAGAAAGAUGUAUCUGAAGUUCAGCGGAGGAGUCGUUUAUGGGAUUGACUGCUUGUUAACUCCGCCCAGCCUGGGAGGACGUUGUGACGUUAGGGAGAGUGUAGACAUCACAAUGCCCUGCAGGCAGUGUCGUAUAUUCACAGAUUGCCCCCCAGGUACCAAGGAAAAGGAGGUGCGAAAAUGCGACAUUCCUCUUCUCCUGGUGACCAAAAUGUCAGGAUGUCAGACUGUUUGUUCUGUGAGCUUAUGGAAGCCAAAGUGCUGUGCGGGAUACUAUGGCCGGGACUGCCUUGCAUGUCCAGGGGGUCCAGGAUCCCCAUGCAGCAACCACGGCAAAUGUGAUGCGGAUCACCUUGGCAAUGGCACGUGCACCUGUGAUGAAGGGUUCCGGGGGACGGCAUGUGAACUGUGUUUGGAUGGUCGCUUUGGACCUGACUGCAAAGUUUGCAACUGCACAGAACAUGGCUCAUGUGAUCAGGGUCCAAAAGGAACUGGUUCCUGUUUCUGUGAGCAAGGUUGGACUGGACUGAGAUGUGAAAGCCAGUUAGGGGAAAGUCUUGUGUGUUCUCCAGCCUGUGACCAGAAUGCAGUGUGCAGGGAGAACAACACUUGUGUGUGCAAACCUUUCUAUGCGGGAGAUGGCAUUACCUGCAAACCUGUAAACAUCUGUCAGUUCUGGAAUGGUGGUUGUGCUAGGGUGGCCACAUGCAGUCAGGAAGGGGAGAAGGUGACCUGUACCUGUCCUAAGGAAUACAAAGGAGAUGGCUAUGUCUGUACACCUCUGGACCCAUGUGCCGCUCCUGACAAUGGAGGGUGCCAUGAGCAUGCCACCUGUACCAUGACCUCAGCGGGGAAGAAAAAGUGUGAAUGUAAGAGUGGCUACAUGGGGGAUGGUACUGUGUGUGAGGCAAAGCAGGUCCCUGUGAAUCGCUGUCUCCAGGAGAAUGGACAAUGCCACAAAGAUGCCAAGUGCACUGACCUGCACUAUGAGGAUAAGACUGUUGGUGUAUUCCAUUAUCGUUCCCCCAACGGCACAUAUGAACUCAAUUACACCGAGGCACAGAAGGCCUGUCAAAAAGAGGGAGCAACACUCGCAUCUUACAUUCAGUUGUCCUACGCUCAACAGGCAGGGUUUCACUUCUGUGCAGCUGGGUGGCUGCAGGACAGAAGGGUAGCGUACCCGACCACAUACUCCAACCCAAAGUGUGGCUUUGGUCACGUGGGCAUCGUGGACUACGGCACCCGCAAAGAAGGAGAGACCUGGGAUACUUUCUGCUUCCGGAUAAAGGAUGUGAAAUGUGAGUGUAAAAGUGGCUACAUCGGUGACGGGUACUCAUGUACCGGAAACCUUCUGCAGGUCAUAUCUGCUAGACCCACCCUCUCUAAUUUCCUCUCUCAAGUUCUGAACUACUCCAAAUCCAGUGCUUCAGGCAAAGCAUUUGUGAAGCGCCUGAGUGAUGUGACCAUCCAGUCCACUCUGUUUGCACCUGAUAACAGCGGCUUGUAUGACAAUGAGUCUCUGACAUUCAGGGACAUAGAGCAUCAUCUCCUGGAUGGCAGAGCGCUGGCACUGCAGGAUCUCAUUAACGUCAGCCACGUCAGAAGCCGACUGGGACACAGCCUGAGCAUAGCCGGAGUGCCAAAUUUCCAGAACCCCAAAGUAAUGACUUCCGCUGGGUAUAUUAAUAACCAGUUUGUCCUUGACUCAAACAUCCUGGCAUCUAAUGGAAUCCUGCACGUUCUGCAAGGGCCACUAAAGGCCCCGCCUCCAAACCCCACAUCAAAGCUCCAUGCAGGACACAGAGCUGGACUGGGCAUUGGAAUUUUGCUGCUGGUUCUCCUUAUCGGUGCGGCAGGAUUCGUUGGAUAUCAUUUCUACACCCACAAGAAGAAACCCUUCCAGUUCCAUUACUUUAGGGAGUACGAGGAGGAAGAGACUGUCCCUGCUGAAUCUUGUCCCAACAUUUGCAACCCUGUGUACGACUCUAACCCUGUCCUCAGUGAUCCAGCUCUCGCAGAGGAGGACAAACACAAGGUUGUGAGCAGUGGUUCCUAUGAUCUCCAGGAGAGCUGA